AUGGGAUCUACUGUCCAUCUGCCGGCGAAGACGUUGACUGCUGGACUUGAAUUCCAGGACAAGCCCUAUGACUUCUCGCACGACGGGCCGGGAGAAGUGUUCAUAAAAAGUGUGUCCCGCGUUCGUACAUUUAUUGAGGAGAAACUAUCAACAUUCGCAAGCCUUGAGACUCUCGUGAAGCUGUCGCUCGGCGAUGGAUCCCGAUACAUGAGUCCACCGAUUUUCAUAGACGCCCGCUCACAUGAGGUCAAACUUCUCGAGUCUGCUCCCGAUGGCGUCGAACCAGGUAUUACAGUGACCAUCAUGCCAGAGUACGUUCUCGACGUCAUUGAAGGCCGCAUGCAUCCCCAGCAGGCAUUCAUCAGGCGAGCUAGGCCACCAUACCUGGGUCCCUUCCCAAUGUACUUUACUCCAGGUGGCCGUCCCAGGCCUUUGUCUCAGGACGAUCAGCAGGCCUGUAAGGAUCUCCCAAAGGCUACAGAGGACAUGGAACAGAUCAAACGCGACCUCAGGAGAUGGGGCUACGGAUUGGUGCCAAACGCGUUGUCACCAGAUCAGGCCAAGAUCCUAAGAACUGCUGUCGAGCAACAGGCCGCAGGAGAGCAAGCUGCCGGAAUAGCUCAUAUGGACGGUAUGUUCAUGAAAAAGGGUGAUCAACCCAAUCAACGUGUCUGGAAUCUUCCCGGCAAGGGAGAUGAGUUCCUUGACCUGCUCAACCAUCCUCUGAUAGAUUCCAUCGUCCCUUGGUUUCUAGGCAGUGCUUUCACGCUGUAUUCAAUGACGGCUAACAUCGCUCGGCCUACACGCUCUGGUAUUUACAUGCACAUAGACCAGAUGGGUCUGGGGCCUCCCAUUGACCAUCCACUACUGCUGAAUUUCGUUUGGUACCUCAUGGACGCGACAGAAGAAAGCGGUGCCACGCGAUUGUACCCGGGAUCUCAUAGCAAGGACGUUGCGCCUCCCACGUUCAACGAGAUUGGAGGUUCUAUUCCAAUCGAAGUGCCAGCUGGCACGGUUCUUAUCCUGGAUAGCCGCAUUUGGCACUCGGUGGGAAUCAACAGGACAGAAGCGAUCCGGCCUGCCAUUCUGCAAGCUUUCUCUCGAUUCUUCAUCCGCAGUAUAGAGAAUUAUCCCCAGCACUUGGGCGAAGAAGUUAAAGAAAAAUUGUCCGAUCGACAGCUUGCGCUUCUGGGGUUCCUUGUUCCAGUGCGAGAACGCGGUCAUCCUCAAGAGGUUUACACGGCUUACAAGCUACCUGGCGUGGAUGCUGGCCCAUUGAGGGACCCAGCGAGCCAUUGA
Messenger RNA from Diaporthe amygdali, 1299 nucleotides. RefSeq lists its product as uncharacterized. The record is from RefSeq and is a predicted model, not a curated record. The transcript has 4 exons. NCBI's taxonomy places the organism in Eukaryota, Fungi, Ascomycota, Sordariomycetes, Diaporthales, Diaporthaceae. Bases 1 to 1299 code for a protein of 432 amino acids.